Molecule: messenger RNA, 942 nt
Organism: Podarcis muralis (Common wall lizard)
Lineage: Eukaryota; Metazoa; Chordata; Lepidosauria; Squamata; Lacertidae
Product: olfactory receptor 5A2-like
Biological process (GO): G protein-coupled receptor signaling pathway
Cellular component (GO): membrane
Molecular function (GO): G protein-coupled receptor activity; olfactory receptor activity
Source: RefSeq, a predicted model, not a curated record
AUGGAGGCUGAGAACCUCACUUCUAUUACUGAAUUCAUCUUGGUGGGACUCACCAGCCACCGCAAGACCCAGAUUUUGCUCUUUGUGGUCGUCCUCAACAUCUAUUUGCUUACCAUUGCGGGGAACCUGGUGAUCAUCAUGCUUGUUCGGACUGACUCUCACCUCCACACACCCAUGUACUUCUUCCUGACUCACCUUGCAGGGGUGGAGAUAUGUUAUGUCACCAGCACUUUGCCCCAGAUGCUGUUCAACCUCCUGACCAGAAAUGGUGCCAUUUCUUUAACAUGUUGUGCACUCCAGAUGCACCUGGUAUUGACCCUGGGUGGCACUGAAUGUGUUUUGCUUGGUGCCAUGGCCUAUGACCGUUACUUGGCCAUUUGCCACCCCUUGCUUUAUGCCAUCCUCAUGGGCAGGUGGCGCCAACUGCAACUGGCUUCGGUUUCCUGGCUGGUAGGCAUCCUUCUUGCAACAAUCAAUGUGGGCUGCACUUUCAGCCACCUUUUCUGUGGCCCCAAUCGUGUCAACCACUUCAUCUGUGAGCUUCCUGUAGUGCUGAAACUUGCAUGUGCCAACACUCACAUCACUGAGUUUGUGGUUUUCAUGACGGCUGCUAUCAUCCUCCUGGGCCCUCUUUCUGUUAUUUUGACCUCAUAUGGGUUCAUUUUGUCUACUGUACUGAAAAUGCAGUCAAGCUCUGGCAGGCAAAAGGCCUUCUCAACAUGCACCUCUCAUUUGAUGGUGGUCACCGUGUUUUACGGCACUGUCAUCACUAUGUACAUGAGACCUGGGUUGGGCACAGCCUCUGAUUUUGACAAGAAAAUUGCAGUGUUUUAUAUUUUGGUCAGCCCCCUGCUCAAUCCUAUCAUUUACACCCUUAGGAACAAGGAUGUCCAUAGGGCAGCAGCUAAGGUUCUGCAAAGAUGGGGUUUGAAACACAAAUGA